This is a messenger RNA of Ictidomys tridecemlineatus (thirteen-lined ground squirrel), 2172 nucleotides long. It is a transcript of the gene Fam20a, whose product is annotated as FAM20A golgi associated secretory pathway pseudokinase. Gene Ontology annotation, cellular component: Golgi apparatus. Lineage: Eukaryota; Metazoa; Chordata; Mammalia; Rodentia; Sciuridae. The record is from RefSeq and is a predicted model, not a curated record. Gene Ontology annotation, biological process: enamel mineralization. Gene Ontology annotation, molecular function: protein serine/threonine kinase activator activity.
AAAUUCAGGGCGACACCCCUCAAAGGGGGUCUGUCCCGCACGGUGAGCUCUCCGGCCGCAUCGGCCCCAGCCGGCCCUCAGGACUCCAGGCGCCUCUGGUGCCUGCGCCCUAGGCGCCCUCCCGGGUCCCCGGAGACGGCCAGCCCGCCCCCGGCGCCCACCAUAGCCCGCGCGCCCCGGCUGGGCCAUGCCCGGGCUGCGCCGGGACCGCCUGCUGACCCUGCUGCUGCUGGGCGCGCUGUUCUCCGCCGACCUCUACUUCCACCUCUGGCCCCAAGUGCAGCGCCAGCUGCGGCCCCGGGGGCGCCCGCCCGGCUGCCCGUGCUCGGGUCGCGUCUCCUCCGCGGCGUCCGCCGCCUCCUCGAAUCCUGGCACCAUCGCGCACAACUUUUCCCAAGCCGGGCCCCGGGCUGAGCAGGACCGCGGCGGCCGCAGCAGCCCGCGCUCCAAGCUGCAGGCCCUCUUCGCCCACCCGCUGUACAAGGUCCUGGAGGAGCCGCCUCUCCUGGGUCCCGAAGACUCGCUCCUGGCCAGCCAGGAGGCGCUGCGGUAUUACCGGAGGAAGGUGGCCCGCUGGAACAGACGACACAAGAUUUACAGAGAGCAGUUGAACCUCACCUCCCUGGAGCCCCCGCUGCAGUUCCGAACCGAGGCCAGCUGGGUCCAGUUCCACCUGGGAAUCAACCGCCACGGACUGUACUCCAGGUCCAGUCCUUUCGUCAGCAAACUCCUGCACGACAUGAGGCACUUUCCCACCAUCAGUGCCGAUUACAGCCAGGACGAGAAAGCCUUGCUGGGGGCAUGCGACUGCACCCAGAUUGUGAAGCCCAGUGGCGUCCACCUGAAGCUGGUGCUGAGGUUCUCGGACUUCGGGAAGGCCAUGUUCAAACCCAUGAGACAGCAGCGAGAUGAGGAGACGCCCGCAGACUUCUUCUAUUUCAUUGACUUUCAGAGACACAACGCCGAGAUCGCAGCUUUCCACCUGGACAGGAUUCUGGACUUUCGACGAGUGCCGCCAACAGUGGGGAGGCUAGUGAAUGUCACCAAGGAAAUCCUUGAGGUCACCAAGAACGAAAUCCUGCAGAGCGUUUUCUUUGUCUCUCCAGCCAGCAACGUGUGCUUCUUCGCCAAGUGUCCGUACAUGUGCAAGACGGAGUACGCGGUCUGCGGCAACCCGCACCUGCUGGAGGGCUCCCUCUCUGCCUUCCUGCCGUCCCUCAACCUGGCCCCCAGGCUGUCGGUGCCCAACCCCUGGAUCCGCUCCUACACCCUGGCAGGAAAAGAGGAGUGGGAGCUCAAUCCCCUUUACUGUGACACUGUGAGACAGAUCUACCCGUACAACAGCAGCAACCGGCUCCUCAACAUCAUCGACAUGGCCAUCUUUGACUUCUUGAUCGGAAACAUGGACCGUCACCAUUAUGAGAUGUUCACCAAAUUCGGGGAGGAUGGCUUCCUUAUUCAUCUCGACAACGCCAGAGGGUUCGGACGACACUCCCAUGAUGAGAUCUCCAUCCUCUCGCCCCUCUCCCAGUGCUGCCUGAUCAAAAAGAAAACACUCUUGCAUCUGCAGCUGCUGGCCCAGGCCGACUACAGACUCAGCGAUGUGAUGCGGGAGUCUCUACUAGAAGACCAGCUGGCCCCCAUCCUCACCGAACCCCACCUCCUGGCCCUGGACCGCAGACUCCAAAUCAUCCUCAAGACAGUGGGGGACUGCAUAGAGGCCCAUGGAGAGCAGCGUGUCAUAGCCGAUGUCCCAGCACAGCCAUCAGCCCUAGACUCUGGCCAGGCUAACCUGAAAAGCUAAGGGCUGGAGAAGCACAUUUCAGAAAAUACAGCCGGAGCCAGCGGUGGGCUCUGGAGUGCAGACCACUGCGUCCUUACUUCCCUCUCCUCGUGCUGGAGGGCAAGUCUCAAGCUCAGGAAGAGGCAGGGCAUGUUCUAAAACAGCAAGAGGGAUCCACUGACCUGCUCUAUAAGGUCACUUUAAGAUCCCUUCUAUAGUGAAUCGCCUUGGCUCCAUCUUUCCCAGAAAUCUCUAGCUCCAUCAAGCUACAGACUAUCUCCCCAGUGCUCUGGGCAACCUGCAUAUGACUCAGAUCUGGAAGGUUUCUAGGCCCUGUUCCCAGGAAAGUUUUAACUGUACCAAGUCAAAUAAAAGGACAUCAAAGUGGA